Molecule: messenger RNA, 1516 nt
Organism: Cynoglossus semilaevis (tongue sole)
Lineage: Eukaryota; Metazoa; Chordata; Actinopteri; Pleuronectiformes; Cynoglossidae
Gene: lrrc61
Product: leucine rich repeat containing 61
Exons: 10
Coding region: 226-1014 (262 amino acids)
Biological process (GO): outer dynein arm assembly
Cellular component (GO): cytoplasm
Molecular function (GO): protein binding
Source: RefSeq, a predicted model, not a curated record
AAAAUAAGUAUUUGUCCUUUUCAUCCACUUUAUUGGUAACUGUGAGUCAUACAGUCUAUGUGAUGCUUUUUGUUGUAUUUAUUGGAUUUUAUAUGAUAUUGUUAUUUCUAAUGACUGCUCUAACUGGAAUCUCUUUAACCUUCUCCCACAGAUGACGUUGGACAAGAUCUGGGAUUUGUAGUUCACCAAUAAGGGAGUGAAACAGAGAGGCAGAAAGUGUUGCACAUGAUGGAGUCGAAGCGAGAGAGAGAACAAGAUGCAGAGUAUGAGAAGGUUACUGCAGCUCUGCUCAAGUCACGAUCUGGAGAAUUUGACUUGGAGUCAAUACUAUUCCUUAAACUGAGAAACCUUGGAAUACAAGACCUCGGUUGCAUCGGGGAGUGUAUAAACCUGGAGAGACUGGAUCUUUCUGGGAACAAUAUUACAAACUUGGCUCCUUUGGCAUCUCUGCGACUUCUUUCUGUCCUAAACCUGUCUGCAAACAGAGUUUCUAAUUUAGAGCCUCUACGUAGCUGUGACAGCUUACAGAAUUUAAAUGUGGCUGGAAAUAUAAUAUCCAGCAUUGAGAGCCUUCACUGCCUUCAGUCUUUGCGAAAGCUGGAAAAUAUUCGUCUCAAAGACAACACAUAUAAUUACACUAAUCCAGUGUGUAGGAACACAGUAUACAGAAAUAUAAUUCUGGAAAUGUUUCCCAACCUCAAGACUCUUGAUGGUGAACGAGUGGCUGGACGAGGGAGUGACUUGUACCAGUUGUGCAAAGACAUUGAUGAAACGAUAAAGGCUGGGAUGUACAAGAAUGGACAGAUUGUUGAACAUAAUGAUUGCAAGCCAUGGGUGCAAGACAAUUACUGGGAGAUAAAGAAAUCAAACAACGCCAUUGUUGAAGAAGCCUACAAGCAGUUCACUGAUGUUCUCCACGAAUGCAGACUUCUCAAUAACAGAGCCACUCAUGUAAUUUCACAAACUGAGAAAUCAAUGAGCCUGAAGAAGCAGUCAAAGCAGUAUGUCAUUUAAGUUGAACAUUUUGGACUUUUUUCAAUACCUUUUAAUUUUCAACAUGAUAUCUUAUGACUAAUGUACUGUACGCUUUAUCCAAGUGCUUGACAAGUGUUGUUGCCUGACAAACUUGCCCUGUGUUGCAGUGUGAAAGUUUAUCAAAUCCUAUGCAUUAGUAAUUGGACAGUGCAGGCUUGUGGGUUUUUUGCAAGCUUUAAUCUGUACUGAUGCCUUUCAGUUUUGUUCAAAGAUGUCAUGACUUGACCAGUGUGCAUUUUGUUGUAGCUAGUUUUAUCCUUAAACUAGUAUGCUGCUUAAAUUUGUAAUAUAUUGUUAGUACCUUCAAGCUCUUUUCCAUUCUGCAGUCCUGAAGCUGUUUGUUUAAAUUAUCAUAUGUUUUACACUAAACAUUUGCAAAUAGUGGAUGAAUUAUCCUUUCAUCUUUUUAUGUAUAAGGGUUUGUUUGUAUGACCCACUUGAUAAGAGUUGAUAAGAAAUACAAUGCUGACAAAGGGUUAAA